AUGAUUUUGUUUACUCUUGGCUUUCGUGUUUAUUUAAAUGAAUCAAACAUUACAGAGUAUUUAAAUAAACACACUGAUAUUCCACACCUUGGCAUGUUUUUUUCUCCAUGGUGUCAUCAUUGUCAAGAACAACAUCCAAAAUUCCUCAAAGUAUCAGAAUAUUUCGAAAAUGACACUAAAAUUGGAUUUUAUGACUUCAAUUGCGAGAAAUAUCAUGAAAAAUGCUCUGAAUUUUCAGUCAACGCUUAUCCAACUUAUAUCACGACUUACAAUGGAACAAAAGUUCCGGAUCAUAUGAAGAAUGAUAUAGAUUAUCUUUUCAACCAUGGCUUUACAAUUUAUGAAAAAUACGUUUUCAAUCCUUUAAUUGAAUAUCAAAACGAAGGAAUUCGCAAAAUACCUUCAUUCCUCUUUAAUUAUCCACCAUAUUCAUACAAUUUAUUGAAUAAAGUCCGAUUUGCAAUCAGAAAUCUUGACGUUUCAAAAUAUAAUUUUUAUAUUAAUCGUACAAAACCAGAAAACAUAAGUUUUCAGACAGAUUUCGAUAAUAUAAUUUAUUUAACCGAAAACUACACAGUUGAUUCCAUUAGAAAUUUCGUUGAAAGCAAUAAUUUUACAGAAUUUAACAUUACCUUAGAAAAAAUAAAGAAAUUAGGACCCAAGAUAUUGAUUUAUAUCUCAACAUCCACGGAUUACACAGAGUUUAACAAAUACUACCCACUUUUGUCUCCUCAAUGCAGAAUGUUCCAUUCUUCUGCAUUUGGAACCGAUCAAGUCCUCAAAUUAUUCAAUUUAGCUGAAGGGAAACUUCCUGCUGCUGUUUUAUAUGAAUCAGAAUCUAAUAAAUCAACAAUUUUAGAAAAUGUUGAUGGAUUUUUGUCAAUAGCGGACAAAUUUGGUUUCUAUAUACCAAAACAAACACCAUCUCCCUCUCUAUCACUGAAUAGAACUCCAAAACAAACAAUUAGCCCUUCAAUGACUCCAAAUUCACCUGAUAUUAAUACAAACAAUUACCAUAUUAAUUAUGGUAUUUAUAUUAUUGCUGCUUUGGUAUUUUAUUUCGCUUUUGUUCAUUCAAAGAAAAUCAGAGCAUUAAUUAGAAUGUAUUUCAAAAAACUAAUGUAUUUGUGCUCCAAAGAAACACUUCCUUAUAAUCGAUAA
Trichomonas vaginalis G3 is the source of this 1161-nucleotide messenger RNA. Its product is annotated as cell redox homeostasis. Gene Ontology annotation, molecular function: protein disulfide isomerase activity. NCBI's taxonomy places the organism in Eukaryota, Parabasalia, Trichomonadida, Trichomonadidae. The transcript has a single exon. Gene Ontology annotation, cellular component: endoplasmic reticulum. Gene Ontology annotation, biological process: protein folding. Bases 1 to 1161 code for a protein of 386 amino acids. The record is from RefSeq and is a predicted model, not a curated record.